Molecule: messenger RNA, 480 nt
Organism: Neopelma chrysocephalum (saffron-crested tyrant-manakin)
Lineage: Eukaryota; Metazoa; Chordata; Aves; Passeriformes; Pipridae
Product: C-type lectin domain family 2 member D-like
Exons: 3
Source: RefSeq, a predicted model, not a curated record
AGGACUCCUGAGCCCCCAGAGGGGCCCCUGGAUGGGCCUGGGUGGGGCUCGGGGUGGACUGAGGGUCCAGCCCAGGAGGGCAAAGCAGAGGGGAGAGGAGCCAGGGCCAUCCUCACCCUGCUCUUUCCUGCCCCAGGGUCCUACAGACCCGAGUUAGUCUGGAGAAUAUACACCAGGUUUCGUGCUCUCCUCGCUCUGUGUGUGUCCCUGGGGAUCUUCAGCUUGAUCCUGCUCGUGGCAGUGAUUGUUCUCGGUGCGAGACCCCAGUUCCUUGAGCCCGAAUUCUCCCACGUGUGCCCAGACACCUGGCCCGGUUUCCAAGGAAAAUGUUAUUAUUUUUCCGUGGCUGAGGGCAACUGGAGCACGGGCCGGGAAAGGUGUGAGGCCCUGGGAGCUUCACUGGCCUCCAUAAGCACCGGGGAUGAACUGAACUUCCUCCUGCGCCACAAAGGCGAAGCAAACCACUGGAUCGGGCUGGAA